Molecule: messenger RNA, 1403 nt
Organism: Prorocentrum cordatum
Lineage: Eukaryota; Dinophyceae; Prorocentrales; Prorocentraceae
Source: the annotation of a GenBank genome assembly
ACUGUGCACGUGAUCGAAGCACGCUCGUAUCGCAAUUCCCACCCUACGUCCUGGACAACCCUCGUCAUUACUAGCACCGUUCUCACAGUUGUUUCGGUUCAGUGACUGCUGGCUCGUGUUGCUGGAAGAGGCGUUGUUCCACCGAUGCCAAUCAUAUGUCGAACGUGCGGGGGCGAACAUUGGACUGCAAGGUGCCCAGAAAGCGUCGGAGGAGGUACGAACCCAGCUGCGAGAGGUACGGGCCGCGUGACGGGUGAUAGAGGCAGGGGUGGAAGUAACAGCAAAACUAAUGCCAUAUGUUUCAAUGCUAUGGGGCGGCUGGAUCAGCGUCGGCUUUUACUUGCCUGGGCAAGUCUGCAAGAGUCUGCGCUGACGGACCCGGCAUGCAAAGGUGAACGGAAUGAGAUCACACAUGCAACACGGUGUUUUCACCUCGAGAGCAAUUUGGCAAUUCAGGGCAAGUUCGUGAAAUUCAAAGCUGAGUAUUGCAAAUGGGAAAAAGAAGCAGAGCUGGACACAUACCUUGUUCAUGCGUUGGCGUUCAUCCACCUGCUGGGGCAAGUCAGGGAGAUUCUUUACAAUCACGAGGGGCAGCUGUGUGAGUCUAUUGGUGGUGAGAUGCGGCAUGGCCCAUUGCUGAAUGAGUGCCUUGUGCAGCAUAACAUAGACAUCACAAUGAUUACCGUUGAGUUGAAAGCUCUCGGGAUAUUCAAAUUUAAGCGAAUAAAUCGGUUGCGCAACGCCUUCGUCAAGCAGUCAGCAGGCCGAUGGAAUAUUUCAUGCGCAAGAGCAAAGGAAAUCGGCAAAGAAUUAAAUGAUUUAUGCAUUUCAGAGGAGGGCCAUUUUGUUGACGAGCUUCAGCGGCUGACACGCAACGAUGAUAUCAACAUCACGCCUGAUGAGAUGCUUGGUGAGCUUCGUCAGGACGACGCUGCGGAGAGUGGGAAGCGGCUCGAGGAACUUGAUGUGAACGCUAUGCAGCUACUUCAUGCCAUGCACAAGGCAUGGUUUACCCUUCGGGGCCCUCCACGGCACAUUGGGCUGGAUGAGAUCAAGGGCAACGCCCUGAAGGCAGCGCAUGUGUGCAACGGUGCCUUUCUUGACAUACACAGAGCUGUAGCAGACGCGUGCCCAGAGUCGGGCUUGUCAGACAUAUCAAGACUGCCUGACAUCGGCACCGUUAUUGAGGAGAGCCUCUCGGCUCUCGGCGAGGCUGGGAUGAAGACGUAAAGUAAAGUGAACGGGGCGUUCAAGACGAUGCACUCUUGGAGGACUUGCAUGCGGUGGAUCUAUUUGGCCUGCGUUGCAAACGCACGGCAAGGCACGGCGACCUGUACAUGAAGACGGUCUUUUGCGUCAGAGGCAUCACCCGUACUCUGACCUCCACUCAUGUCGAACGUCGU